UUCGUCUACCAUUUGCUGUGUUUGCUACCGAAUCGUUUGGGUGUUAUAUUUAAUCUUUAACUGAAUUCGCAUCAGUCGCAUCGAAGUAAAACUGAAUAAUGCAUAUCUUAGAUCUACCAGAUACGGUGCUAAUGGACAUUUUCGAGUUACUCUCAUACGAUGAGGUAGCCAAAAAGCGCGAGGUUUGCACUCGCUUCAACUAUAUUUGCCAACAGGUAUUGAACACAGGAUUUAAUAGAGUUGUGAAGGAGCAUGCCAAGAAUUUCAAAAGGAUUAAAUCACUACUACCACGUCGCGAGUCAGAGCGUCGCAACCAUAUGCUGGCACGUCACUCGGAUAUCCUGACUUCCAUCGAGACACGUAUUUCAAUGCUCACAAUGACGUACUCCAAGUUUAUCGAUUUGAAGAUAUGCUGCUUUAUACCCGGUCGCGUCCUGGAUGAAAUUAAUAAUAUAUUGAAACUGUUGGGAGGCACAACCAAGCCGUUGCGUCCGCAUGAAGUGCUACAGGAAUUGCGCGACAUCUCCUCAAUGGCAAUUGAGCACUUCGAUGAGAAAAUUGCUAUAAACUUUAAGACAGCCUUGAAAAUGAACGAGUCCUCCAACGCGCGCGUUGUUGUCUGCGGCUCCCUGGGUGACAUCAGCUUCAAUGGCGUCAAGGUCAGUGCUUUAAAGAAGAUUCACCAGCAGCAACCGAUGAUCCAGCAGCCACUGGCGCACCGGGAACCGUUGCUUCCGCCAGCCCGAUGUCACAAUAUGCAUUGUAUGAACGACAAAAAUAAUGCAUUGCUGCAAGCAUUGCAAUUGGCCAAAUCACUGCCCACCACCGAUAAUGUUAAAAAUGCCACUGAAUGUCAUUGCAAAUAUAACUAUCAAGCGAAACAGCUGCAGCGCCAAUUGCAAACGCAAAAGAUGCUGACGAUGAAAGUGCGCCUUCUAGAAAAUUCACGAAGACAACAGGACCGACGCCUGCAGGAGGCGAUGGGCAGCAUUACAGAACUGGCAACCCAAGUGUUCGAACUCAAACGUCAACUCGAGGAUGUCAUGGCCAAAGGCAAGCCCAUGGAGACCCAACCAAAUGUUGCAAGUGGCGCUCUAAAGCGCUCAGCAAAGACUACGGAUUGUUUGAAGCCAACCAAAAAACCGAAGGCUUAGUGCUGCCUUAUGUAGGCUGUAUAGAUCGUACUUAAGAUGUGGCCGUAGGUUAAGCACUGUACUUUCGAAUACUAUAUACAUGAAUAUAAAUGGAU
This is a messenger RNA of Drosophila arizonae, 1249 nucleotides long. It is a transcript of the gene pall, whose product is annotated as F-box protein pallbearer. The record is from RefSeq and is a predicted model, not a curated record. Lineage: Eukaryota; Metazoa; Arthropoda; Insecta; Diptera; Drosophilidae. Gene Ontology annotation, biological process: protein polyubiquitination. Gene Ontology annotation, molecular function: protein binding.